GUGUCGGGAAUGUAUCUUCCCUCCACUCGUAACCCUCCACUGGAUUCACCCACUCGUUAUUUUUAACCCCACAGGGCGGGUCAGUGGGCCGGCUGCCUCUCGGGAAUGAGCGUGGAGCGCAGUGCCCCACUACCCUCCCUCUUUUCUUUUUUAUAUCCUCUCUUUCCUGGUCCCCUCCAGGCAGGAUCAACCACCCCGAUGCGUCCAUGGGACCUUAAUGUGACGGCCGGCAGGGACAAGAAACGCCACUUGGAAGAAUUCCACGAAACAAAAUAACUACCAGGAAUAGCAGCUACAUUUUCCUCCAUUUUUUUUUUUUUUGUGGAACCUUUUGAACGAGAGGACCUUUUGAGGACGCCGUGACGUCCGGCCCCAUCGUAAACCAUCCCCCCUCUUGCCAUCCACGAAUACCUCCGCCAUGACUUCCACCACCGACUUUGACAAUGUGGAGAUCACGCAGCAAUACAGCCGCGUCAACACACGCUUCGAGCUCCCCGACGAGGAUCUGGACAACGACAACAGCACGGCACGGCUCUUUGAGCGGUCGCGGAUCAAAGCCCUCGCAGAUGAGCGCGAGGCGGUCCAGAAGAAGACGUUCACCAAAUGGGUCAACUCCAUCCUGUCUCGGGUCAGCUGUCGCAUCUCCGACCUCUACUUGGACCUGCGUGAUGGACGCAUGCUCAUUAGACUUCUGGAGGUCUUGUCUGGAGAACGAUUGCCCAAGCCCACCAAGGGCAGGAUGCGCAUCCACUGUCUGGAGAAUGUGGACAAGGCACUGCAGUUCCUCAAGGAGCAGCGCGUCCACCUGGAGAAUAUGGGCUCGCAUGACAUUGUCGACGGCAACCACCGCCUCAUCCUCGGCCUCAUCUGGACGAUCAUCCUUCGCUUCCAGAUCCAAGACAUCAUUGUGGAGACGGGCCAAGCCGACCAGAAGGAGACGCGCUCGGCCAAGGACGCUCUUCUUCUGUGGUGCCAGAUGAAGACGGCGGGUUAUUCCAGCGUGAACAUCACAAACUUCACCACCAGUUGGAAAGACGGCAUGGCCUUCAACGCUCUCAUACACAAACAUCGACCGGAUCUGGUGGACUUCAACCAGCUGAAGAGGUCCAACCCGACGCACAACCUCCAGAGCGCCUUCAACGUGGCCGAGAAGCAGCUGGGCGUCACCAAGCUCUUGGACCCGGAGGACGUGUUCACCGAGAACCCGGACGAAAAGUCCAUCAUUACGUACGUGGUGGCCUUCUACCACUACUUCUCCAAGAUGAAGCAGCUCGCCGUGGAGGGCAAGCGGGUGGGCAAAGUCCUGGACCACGCCAUCGCCACGGAGAAGAUGGUGGAUAAGUACGAGACCUUGGCGUCGGAGCUGCUGGCCUGGAUCGAGCAGACCAUCCUGGUGCUCAACAACCGCAAACUGGCCAACUCGCUGUCGGGCGUCCAGCAGCAGCUGCAGGCCUUCAACACCUACAGGACGGUGGAGAAGCCGCCCAAGUUCCAGGAGAAGGGCAACCUGGAGGUGCUGCUCUUUACCAUUCAGAGUCGCAUGAGGGCCAACAACCAGAGAGUCUACACACCCAAAGACGGCACGCUGGUGGCCGACAUCAACAGGGCCUGGGAGCGACUGGAGCGCGCCGAGCACGUGCGUGAGCGGAUCCUGAGGGACGAGCUGAUCCGCCAGGAGAAGCUGGAGCAAAUGGCGAGACGGUUCGACCGCAAAGCGGCCAUGAGGGAGACGUGGCUUCUGGAGAACCAGCGAUUGGUAGCUCAGGACAACUUCGGCUACGACCUGCCGGCGGUGGAGGCGGCGAAGAAGAAGCACGACGCCAUCGAGACGGACAUCGCCGCCUACGAGGAGCGCGUCCAGGCCCUGGUGGACAUCUCCGGGGAGCUGGAGGCCGAACGCUACCACGACGCCAAGCGGGUGGACGCCCGUAAGGACAACGUCCUGCGCUUGUGGGACUACCUGCAGGAACUGCUUAAGGCCCGUCGGGGGCGUCUGGACAAGAACCUGACGCUGCAGUGGAUCUUCCAGGAGAUGCUCUACAUCAUCAACUGGAUGGAUGACAUGAAGGUUCGUCUGCUGUCUCCCGACAUGGGCAAACAUCUGCUGGAAGUGGACGACUUGUUACAGAAACACGCUUUGCUGGAGAACGACAUCGCCCUGCAAGCCGACCGGGUCCAAAACGCCAGCGCCGCUGCUCUCCAGUUCGCCAACGGAGAGAGUUACAAGCCGUGCGAUCCCCAGGUGAUCCGAGAUCGGGUGGAGCAUUUGGAGCUGUGCUACCACGAGCUGCUGACUCUGGCCGGCCAGCGCCGGGACCACCUGACGCAGUCUCGCCGCUUCUGGAGCUUCUUGUGGGAGGCGGCGGAGCUGGAGAGCUGGAUCAAGGAAAAGGAGAACAUCUUCUCUUCGCUGGACUACGGCAAGGACCUGACCAGCGUGCUGGUUCUCCAGAGCAAGCACAGCGCCUUUGAGGACGAGCUGGGCGCCCGCCGAGCCAAUCUGCAGCAGGUUCUGACCGAGGGCAGUCAGAUGAUAAAGGACAACCACUACGGCGCACCGAUGAUCCAAGAGCGCACGGACAGCGUCGAGACGCAGUGGCGGCAGCUGGAGGAUCUGGCGGCCUUCCGCAAACAGAACCUGCAGGACACGCGGCGGUUCUUCCAGUUCCAAGGGGACGCCGACGAACUCACGGCCUGGCUGCUGGACGCCGAUCGGCAGAUGAGGAGCGACGACGCGGGCCACGACGAGUACACCACCCAGCGGCUCCUGCGGCGCCACGACGACCUGCGCAACGAGGCCGCCAAGACGGCCGCCGCCGUGGACGCGCUGUCCAAGCAGGCCAACGCGCUGCCCGAGGAGCUGCUCAACACGCCCGACAUCCAACGCCGCCUCAAAGAGAUCAAGGACCUCUUCACGGAGCUCAUGUCUCUGGCCGACGUCAGGCAGAAGAAGCUGGAUGACGCCAUGGCGCUCUACACCAUCUUCAGCGAGACAGAUGCCUGCGAGCUCUGGAUGGGCCAGAAGGAGACUUGGCUCGUGGAUUUGGAGGUGCCCGACAAGCUGGAAGACCUGGAAGUGGUCCAAAACAGGUUGAGCAUUCUGGCUCAGGAUAUGACCAACGUUCAGUCGCGAGUGGAUGACGUCAACAAGGCGGUGAAACAGCUGGAAGACAGCAGACACCCUCGCACCAAAGAGGUCAAGGAAUGCCAGAUGAGACUCAAUACAAGGUGGGAUGCCUUCAAGGCCAUGGUCGAGGACAAGAAGAGGAAGGUGGACUCUGCAGUCAGCCUGAACAACUACGGACUGGAGUGCGACGAGACAGCGGCGUGGAUCCGCGACAAGACGCGCGUCAUCGAGUCCACGCAGGACCUGGGCAACGACCUGGCCGCCGUCAUGACCAUCCAGAGGAAGCUGUACGGCAUGGAACGUGACUUGGCUGCCAUCGACUCCAAGCUUGAUCUCCUGAGGGCUGACGCCGACCGGUUGGCGACGGAGAACCCGGAGAACGCCGCGGGCACGUUGGCCCAACGUGCCCAGUUGGACGCGGCCUGGGAUGAUCUUAAACAGACCCUGAAGGACCGUGAGGACUCACUGGGCGAAGUCAGCAAGCUGCAGACGUUCCUGCAGGACCUGGACGACUUCCAGUCGUGGCUCUUCAGGGCCCAGAAGGCCGUCGCCUCUGAGGAGAUGCCCGCCUCGCUGCCCGAGGCCGAGGAGCAGUUGAGCCUUCACGACGCCGUGCGCGACGACAUCGACAACCACGGGGAGGACUUCUGCAUCAUCCGGGAUACCGGUACACAGGUUACGCUCGGCCAGGAAGACGACCCCCAGUAUCGGGAGCUGCAGCAGACGCUCGGCGAUCUGGACCGAGGAUGGUACGAGCUCCAGAAGAUGUGGGAACGACGCAAGAACUUCCUGGACCAGUGCUUGGGCUUUCAACAGUUCCUCAGGGACGGCAAGGCGGUGGAGGCCAUCCUCAACAACCAGGAAUACACCUUGGCCCACGUGGACAAGCCCGACACUCUGGACGGGGCGGAGCAGGCCUUGAAGAAACACGAGGACUUUUUGAGCACCAUGGAGGCCAAUGAAGACAAGAUUGAUGGCGCUCUCCAGGUGGGCAGACAGCUGGUGGACGGCGGCAACUUGUACGCGGGGAAAGUGCAGGACAAAAUGGAGUCCAUCGCUGACAGGCACGACAAAAACAAAGCGAGAGCCCAGGAGGUGUCGGAGAAGCUGCGAGACAACCGAGACCUGCAGCACUUCUUACAGAACACUCAAGAUCUGACCGUGUGGAUCAAUGAGAAGAUGCUGACCGCUCAGGACACGUCUUACGAUGAGGCCAGGAACCUUCACAGCAAGUGGCUGAAGCACCAGGCCUUCAUGGCCGAGUUGGCCUCCAACAAGGACUGGCUGGACAAAGUGGACCAGGAGGGCCAGGAGCUAAUCGCUUCCAAGCCCGAGUUGGAGCCGGAGGUGCGAGAACGCCUGGUCGCCCUCCACCAGCUGUGGGAGAUGUUAGAGUCCACCACGCAGGAGAAGGCCCGGCUACUGUUCGACGCCAACCGCUCGGAGUUGUUUGAUCAGAGCCUGGCGGACAUCAGGAAGUGGCUGGGCGAGCUGCAGCAGCAGCUUCAGAGCACGGGUGGCGAUGACGUUAACGGCGGCGAAGAUGUCAGAGACCUGACCAACGCCAACAUCCUUCUCAAGAAACACCAGGUGAUGGAGAACCAAGUGCAAGAUCGUGCCCGGGAACUGGAGGAGCUCCAACGGGCGCUGAGGAUGCAUGGCGGCGGCAGUGGGCGCGACGAACUGCAGCAGCCCGAGCUGGAAGUGGAGCAGCAGAACCUGCAGGUGCAAUUCCAGCAGCUUAUUGCACCCCUAGCCCAACGCAGAGGCAAGCUGGAGGCGGCCAAGGCCGUGCAUCAGUUCUACAGAGACCUGGCCGAUGAGCUGCUGUGGAUUGAAGAGAGGAUGCCGCUGGCUCUGUCACAAGAUCACGGCAACGACCUCCAAACAGUGCAGAUGCUGCUUAAGAGGAACCAGACACUGCAGAAGGAAAUCGAGGGCCACCAGCCCCGCGUGGACGAGGUGCUGGAACGAGGACGCGGGAUGGCGGCGACCGCGGGCGAGGACAGAGGUCCCGAGGCCGAGCGGCUGGCCGGGCAGCUGCGCGAGCUGGAGGAGGCGUGGCCGCGGCUGCGGGAGCAGAUGACGCGACGCAAGGACAGGCUGGACGCCUCGCAUCGGGCGCAGCAGUUCUACAACGACGCCGACGAGGCCCAAGCGUGGAUCGGCGAGCAGGAGCUCUACAUGAUCGCUGAGGAAAAGCCCAAGGACGAGCAGAGCGCCAUGUUGAGUCUGAAGCGUCACAACAUCGUCAAGCAGGCCGUGGACGACUACGCCGACUCCAUCCGGAACCUGUCCGAGCGAGCUCAGCACAUGUUCGCGGAGGACCAUCCCGACGGCGAGAAGAUCAUCCGGCGUCAGGGUCAAGUGGACAAGCAAUACGCCGGUCUGAGCGAGCUGGCCGAGGACCGGCGCAGGAAUCUGGAGCACGCGUAUCAACAUUUCCUGCUCAGCCGCGAGGUGGACGACCUGGAGCAGUGGAUCUCCGAGCGCGACGUGGCCGCGUCCUCGCAGGAGAUGGGUCAGGACCUGGACCACGUCACGCUCCUGAGGGACAAGUUCCGAGAGUUUGCGCGCGAGACGGGCGCGCAGGGUCAGAAGCGCGUCGAAGCCGUCAACCGCGCCAUCGUCGAGGCGGGCCACGGCGAGGCCAUCGCCAUGGCCGAUUGGAAGGACCUCAUCAACGAGAGCUGGGCCGACCUCCUGGAGCUCAUCGACACACGCGCUCAGCUACUCAACGCCUCCUACGAGCUGCUCAAGUACUUUGACGACGGCAAGGAGCUGGUGGUCCAGAUCGGCGACAAGCAGAAGGAGCUUCCCGAAGACGUGGGCGAGGACUUCAGCAAAGCCGAGACCUUUCACAGGAUGCACGCCGCCUUCGAACGUGACAUCACUUCCCUGGGAAAGCAGGUGGAGCAGCUGCAGGAGACGGCGGGCAGGCUGCGGGCUCAGUACGCCGCUGAGCGAGCCGACGCCAUCCAGGCGCAGGAGCGAGAAGCGCUGCAGGCCUGGCAGGCCUUGCUGGCCGCCUGCGACGGCCGCCGAAAGCGGCUGCUGGACACGGCCCACAAGUUCCGCUUCUUCGCCAUGGUGCGCGACCUCAUGGCCUGGAUGGAGAGCAUCGGGCAGCAGAUCGACACCCAGGAGAAGCCACGCGAUGUGUCAUCCGUGGAGCUUCUGCAGAAGUACCACCAGGGCAUCCGCUCGGAGAUCGAGGCCCGCGGCGUCAAGUUCACCGAAUGCAGCGACUUGGGCGCGGCCCUUCUGGCCAGCAAACACCGAGACUCGGCCGAGAUCCAAGAGAAGAUGACGCAGCUGGAGGACAAACGUCAGAAAAUGAUGUUCAAGUGGGACGACCGCUGGGACUGGCUACGACUUUUGUUGGAGGUGUGCCAGUUUGCGCGCGACGCCUCGGUGGCCGAGGCCUGGCUGGUGGCUCAGGAGCCGCACGUGAGCAGCAAGGACCUCGGCCAGUCGGUGGACGACGUGGAGAAACUGCUCAAGCGCCACGAGGCCUUCGAGAAGUCCACGGCCGCCUGGGAGGAGCGCUUCUCGGCCCUCGAACGCCUCACCACCUUGGAGUUGUUGGAGCUGAGGAAGCAGCAGCAGGAGAUGGAGCGCUUUGUGCAAGAGCAGCGGCGCUACGAGCAAGAGAGCAGGAGAGAAGACACGGGCUUUGCCGAGUCUUCGCAACUCUUCACAGUGGAGGAAGAAACUCUGUCCGGAGUGGCUGAGCCCAGUUCGGGCAUCCCCGAGGGGACAGCGGCCGACGCCACGGUGCCCGUGGAAUCCGAAAUGAGAGAGAGCGGCUCUCUGGAGCUUGAGGCAUCCAUCUCGGCGCUGGCUGACGAACCGGAGCGGGCGGCCACCUUGCCCAUCGAGGCGCUGCGGGCCCAGACGGUGCUGCUGGAGGGAAUUCUGGGGCGCAAGCAGGACGUGGGAGGCUCGAGGAAGAAGGCCUCCAGUAGAUCGUGGAACAACUUGUACUGCGUUCUGAGGCCCGGUCAGCUGUCAGCCUACAAGGAUGCAAAAAGCUUCGGCCAGGGCGCCACCUUUCACGGCGAGGACCCGCUGCCCCUGGCCAAUGCCAGCUGGGAGCUGCUGGCCAACUAUAAGAAGAAGAAGCACGUUGGCAAACUAUGCCUUGAAGAUGGCAGUGAAUAUUUGUUCCAGUGUAAAGACGAGGAGGAGCUGCAGCGUUGGAGCCAGGCGAUGGCGAGGGCCCUUCAAUCGCCCGCGGAGGAAGAAGAGGCUGCAGUGGAGGGGCCCUCAGGGGCCAAAAGCCAAAGUCUGCCUCCGCCGGCCUCCUCCUCCUCUACCUCACCUGGCCCCUCUGCCAAGAAAGACAAAGAGAAAAAGUUCAGCCGCUUUGCAAAGAAGAAGUGAGAGGCCUUCGGGUUGGUGGGCGUCGCCAUGGCAACCUGGCACGCCACAUUGAAUUGUUUUAUAUAUAUAUCAACAUUGGUUCUUUUACUUGUAUUUAAGCCAACACAGUUUAGGAAAGGUCGCCAAUUUUUUUUUUUUUUUUUUUUAAAGAAAGCACAGUAAAGCUCUUUUCACACUUAACCAAAGAAUUAUUUGUAUUUUUGCUCAGCCGCAUGUUUGGAGGUUGCCACAUAUGACAAGUUUGUUUUUGUUCCUCACACACACCGGUGAUGAACUGUUAACGAUACUGUGCACACGCAACUCCUUUGGAGAAGCUCUGUCAACGUAGUAGCAGUCGGGCUGUGUCCAUUAUUUUCAGCAAAAUAUUUGUAUCGAUGGUCAGGUUCUGCGCUAGUUUUUAAUUACCGACACGUGGCGCUAAGCUACAAAAAAGAGGGCCACACGCAAAGGAACUUGCUUUCUUGACAAAUAUAUAUAUUUUUUUUGCCAGAAAAAAAUGACUUUGCUCCCAUGAUUUUUUUUUUCCCCUGAAAAGAAAUUCAUGCAAGUAUAAACUACAGAAGAUGUACUAAAUUCGUAUUUUAGUGAAAAACAGCCAAGUCACCAUUUUUAGCUCCUCAAAAAUGUUUGAUCUUGAAAAAUUAAGUAUUGACAGCAAAUAUGUUUCAGAGAAAAACAUUUGUGUUUGUUUGCUAUAAAUUCUGACCAUUUUUCCCGCUGAAAUAACAGAGUACCUUUGCUAAAAAAAUAAAAAUAACCGAUAAAAUUGUAAUAUUAAAUUAUAAAAGGAUGACCUGAAAGUCAAUGUUUGGAGAAUAGUAAAAUACUUUCUGGGGAAAAAUACAAAAACCUUUAAUUGAAAAUGACCCCCCCGCCCCCAAAAUAAAAAAAUGUUUUUGUUGUAGAAAAUAGGAGCACAAGAUGAAUUUAAAAAAGAAAGAAAACUGUCCAAAUUUUAUAAGUAUCACUUUUCAUGCGGAGAAAAAAAUAACACGUUGAGAAGUUUUAAGGGAGGGAAAAAAAAAAUCUUGAACAGUAGUCAUUUUUUUCUGGUAAGACUGUUGCUUUUACGUCUACCGGGAGUUUUGACAUUCCCGAAAAUUUCAACUUUAUUCUUGAUUAUUUUUCUUGUAACAUGAAACUUUUCUGGCAAAGUUGUUAAUUUUCACAACAAUAAACCUCGUCAUAUUCCGAAUUCUGAA
Molecule: messenger RNA, 8715 nt
Organism: Hippocampus comes (tiger tail seahorse)
Lineage: Eukaryota; Metazoa; Chordata; Actinopteri; Syngnathiformes; Syngnathidae
Gene: sptb
Product: spectrin, beta, erythrocytic
Cellular component (GO): spectrin
Molecular function (GO): actin binding; phospholipid binding; structural constituent of cytoskeleton
Source: RefSeq, a predicted model, not a curated record